CAUAUCUCCCGCUACGUACCACCGGGCAGGGAGGGUCAUCCUUGCAGCGAUAGAGGCUGGCGCGAUGGGCGGCUGCAUUAAGUGUGCAGACCUGGGAUCUGCAGAAAACUGCAACGAGGAUGGGGUGCUGCUCCGCCGCACCUUCGACAAGUAG
Molecule: messenger RNA, 154 nt
Organism: Monoraphidium neglectum
Lineage: Eukaryota; Viridiplantae; Chlorophyta; Chlorophyceae; Sphaeropleales; Selenastraceae
Exons: 1
Source: RefSeq, a predicted model, not a curated record